ACUUGUGUAGCUCAUACAAUCUUUCUGCCUCCCACUGAGAGCUGCUGCUGUUGCUGUUGCUGUCUUUCUCUUGAGGGGUACUGCCUCACAAAGCCAGUAAUUACGAUGUGUAACCGAUUUGUGGGAACCUGGAAACUUGUCUCCAGUGAAAACUUUGAUGAUUAUAUGAAAGAAUUGGGUGUGGGCUUAGCCACAAGGAAAAUAGGUGGCCUGGCCAAACCCAAUGUGAUCAUCAGCAUGAAAGGUGAUAUGGUUACCAUUAGGACUGAAAGCACCUUCAAAAAUACAGAGUUUUCCUUCAAACUGGGCCAGGAGUUUGAAGAAACCACAGCAGAUGACAGGAAAGUCAAGAGUGUCAUAACCUUAGAGAAAGGAUCAUUGGUUCACGUGCAGAAGUGGAAUGGUAAAGAGACUACAAUAAGGAGAAAGCUGGUGGAUGGAAAAAUGGUUGUGGAAUGUGUUAUGAAAGGCGUCGUCUGCACUAGAGUCUAUGAGAAAGCGUGAGGAAAUUCCAGCUCUACAUCAGACCAGAACUGGCCCUAGAAACCCAGCUUAAUUCAAUAAGCAAAGCUCCAUACAUUAUGCUCCUUUUAUUUUAAAUUUUCUUUUAUGAGGAAAACAACUAAUUUAUAUAGUGAUAUUUCAAAGCCAUAGUGUAACUAAUCCAAAGUAUUGUGAUAUUUAAAUAAAAGCUUCUCAACAUG
This is a messenger RNA of Alligator mississippiensis (American alligator), 704 nucleotides long. RefSeq names its product myelin P2 protein. Gene Ontology annotation, cellular component: cytosol; nucleus. The coding region runs from base 106 to 504 and encodes 132 amino acids. Gene Ontology annotation, molecular function: fatty acid binding. Gene Ontology annotation, biological process: fatty acid transport. The transcript has 4 exons. The record is from RefSeq and is a predicted model, not a curated record. Lineage: Eukaryota; Metazoa; Chordata; Crocodylia; Alligatoridae.